Messenger RNA from Penicillium nucicola, 834 nucleotides. RefSeq names its product ceramidase. Gene Ontology annotation, biological process: ceramide biosynthetic process; ceramide catabolic process. The record is from RefSeq and is a predicted model, not a curated record. The transcript is spliced from 7 exons. Lineage: Eukaryota; Fungi; Ascomycota; Eurotiomycetes; Eurotiales; Aspergillaceae. Gene Ontology annotation, cellular component: endoplasmic reticulum membrane. The coding region runs from base 1 to 834 and encodes 277 amino acids.
AUGGAUCGCUACGUGGUUGCGCCCUUCUGGGGACCCCAGACCUCCUACCUGAAUUUCUGCGAAGAGGAUUAUGUAGUGACACGAUUCAUAGCGGAGUUUAUAAAUACUCUCAGCAGCUUCGUUUUUAUACUUUACGGUAUCUAUGGACUCAGACAGCUGGCCCAGAGGAAGCAGUCUGGUGGCCUGCGAUCAAUCUCAUACUACGGAUUGAUUGGAGUGGGCGUCUGCUCAGGCGGAUACCAUAUGACUCUCAAAUAUCACACGCAGAUGUCCGAUGAAUUGUCCAUGCAUCUUCUCACCACGCCUCUUCUGUAUCGCAUUCUUACGUUCAAGGCCAGUCCACAACGUACCAGGCUAGUUGGAGCGAUCCUUCUGACCCUCUUCACAUUGGUGAUGGUGAUUCAUAUCGUCAUGGACGAAUUUAUCCUUCACGCCGUGAGUUUCGGCAUCGCAGUCUACCUGAUUGCGACCGAAAGCUUGAAGAUUAUCCCUCAACAAGUUCCAGAUCUCGUGAUUAGGAAGAAGAUUCGCAACAUUGCAUCUUUUGGUUCCUUCUCCUUCGCCUUCGGUUAUAUUGUGUGGCUAAUUGACGAUUGGGCCUGUGGAAUUUUGACUGAGACUCGACACUUCGUUGGUAUGCCUCUUGCAUUCUUCACUGAAUUGCAUGGCUGGUGGCAUAUCUUCACCGCAAUCGGCGGCUAUGUUGCGGUCGCAAUCAUCGACUUGGUCACGGCUGGUCAGGUUCAUGACGACCCCACAAACGAUCUUGCUUGGCCCAUCGGUGCCGCAACACGAGCCUUUGAGUCUCUAAACUUGUCCAAGAAACAGAUCUGA